AUCGUAAUUGGAACUUUUUCGGCUUUCUACGGAACCAAGAUAAUGUCACCUCAAUGGAUCCGACUUCUGGCAGCCCAGCUGCUAGAACGAUGACGGUCAACAACACAGCGACCUUGAACUGUUCUUUGGGAGAUUCCAGUCAUUUGAUCUGCUUUACGAUGUACUGCGAGAAAACCACGCAGUCGAAGCCCGGGGGACGCGAAAAUUUUAGGGCCGUUGCCUCGAGCCUUUAUUACGACAAUGCGUCGCUCAAUUCCACUUGGUAUACGGAAGGCAGUGCUUGGGACUGCUAUAAGGUACGGCGCAAGGCAUAA
This is a messenger RNA of Hyalella azteca, 314 nucleotides long. RefSeq lists its product as uncharacterized. Lineage: Eukaryota; Metazoa; Arthropoda; Malacostraca; Amphipoda; Hyalellidae. The record is from RefSeq and is a predicted model, not a curated record.